AUGGCCACCACCCCGGCCCUCGAAAAGUCACCUACCGACAGUGACAGCGAUAGUGACGCUGAUGUUGACUCAUCGCCUAUUGCGCUCUCGUCUACAGAGAAGCGCCGGGAUCGUAAGCUCCGCUUCCAAGCAUGGUUGCAGAGUACUGCCGUCAAGGAGAUCCGUACUGCCAUAAAAGACAACAAUCGUCCUGAAGCUGCCGAGGAACUGUCCAUCCGCCAGCUACUUGCCAGCCAAGAACCCACUCGGAUCAUCACCACCCCUAGAGAGUAUCAGCUUGAGCUCUUCCAGCGUGCUACUCAGCAGAACACAAUCGCUGUUCUUGAUACCGGUUCUGGCAAGACGUUGAUCGCUGUCCUUCUCUUGCGCCACACUAUCGCUGAAGAGCUUCAAAAUCGCCUACAGGGCAAGCCUCAUCGCAUCUCUUUCUUCCUCGUGCCGUCUGUCCCACUGGUCUUCCAACAGUUUGCCGUGCUCGAGCGCAAUCUCGACUAUGAUGUGGAUCGUUUGUGUGGCGCCAUGAUGCCCGACAAGUGGAGUAAACGCGUCUGGGACGAGCGGUUUGCCAAAUGUCAUGUCAUCGUCUGUACUCCUGACGUCCUCAAGGGUUGUUUGACCUGCUCCUUCAUCUCCAUGCGCCAAAUCAAUCUCCUGAUAUUCGAUGAAGCCCAUCAUGCAAAGAAAGGUCACGCAUACGCUCAGAUUAUCAAAGACUUCUAUCUCACCGAUGUUGACGAGCUGUCUCGGCCCAGAAUUUUUGGUAUGACGGCCUCACCUGUCGAUGCAAAGGUCGAUGUUCGUCAAGCCGCCAGCGACCUCGAAUGCAUCUUACACAGCAAGAUAGCCACUGCAAACGACCUCUCGUUACUCCAAAAUGCAAUAACCAAGCCAAGUGAAGAGUUUUUGAAUUACACGACAUCUCGCGCCAUCUCUCCGCCUAGUCAGCUCUUUCAAAAUUUGAAAAGUCAAUUUGGCAGGAUCAAAUUUCUUGACGGCUUGUUCGACCGUGCAACCGGAGUUCGGUCUCAUCUUGGUGACUGGUGUGCGGACCGUUACUGGGGUUUUGCAUUGGCCGAGGAACGCUCGAAGAAGAUGGAAUCUCGUGUCGAAAGGGCUGCCCGAUUGGAUGGUUCAACGGCACUGGCCGACUUCCAGAUCGAAGAGAUUGGCAAAGCCAUGGCAAUCAUCUCGAAUCACGACUUUGGAAGCCCUCGAGCUGAUCAAGCGGACCUCAGCCACAAGGUCCGUCAACUGUGUGUUUACCUGACGCAGCAAUUCGAGCGCCACACCGAGCAACGCUGCAUCGUGUUUGUUGAGCACCGCAGCACUGCAUAUCUACUUCACAAGGUCUUUGAACAUGUUGGCGGGCCUCACUUGCACCCAGGUCUACUCAUUGGAGCGAGCAACGGUCGUCUAGACGACAACCAAUCGACUUUCCGCAAUCAAGUGGUUACUCUCGUCAAGUUCCGUAAGGGUGAACUGAAUUGUCUGUUUGCAACUUCCGUCGCUGAAGAAGGUCUCGACAUCCCGGACUGCAAUCUGGUCGUACGUUUCGACAUUUGCAAGACAAUGAUUCAGUAUGUACAGUCUCGUGGGCGCGCCAGGCACAAAAACUCCAAGCUUCUACAUAUGAAGGAGAAGGAGAAUUGGGACCAUGACAACACCUUGUCGGAGAAUCGUGGAGCAGAGCAUGUUAUGCGUACCUUUUGCAAAGGUUUACCCGCUGAUCGUCAAUUGGAUGGUGAUGAUGACAUGGUCUUUUCUAGAGACAUGGUCAGUCUCUAUCCUACUUAUACGAUAGCUAGUACCGGCGCAAAGAUCACUUUCGGCUCCGCUCUUCAAAUCUUGUCACAUUUCGUAGACAGUUUGCCAAAAGAUGGCGAGGAAGCUCUGCAGCCUACUUACAUUACCACAUCUCAAACUGGACGGUUCAUCUGUGAAGUGGUGAUUCCUGAACCUUCACCUAUUCGCUCGGCAACAGGUGAAUCUAUGACGAGAAAGUCACUUGCCAAACGCUCAGCUGCAUUCAAAGCUUGCAAGGAACUUGUUUUGGCGCAACAUCUCGAUUCCAAUCUAGUCCCUGUCUACACCAAGAAACUGCCAUCUAUGCGCAACGCAGCACUAGCGUUGACCUCGAAGCAAGCCGGUAUGUACGACAUGCGCGUCAAACCUCGUGUCUGGGAAGACAACAGAGGUUCAAUGCCUUCCUUGGUGUACCUCACUCGCAUAGACUUCUCCGAGGGGCUGGAUCGUUCUCAUCAGCCUAUGCUUCUUGUCACGAGAAGUCCAAUGCCUACCUUUCCCAGGUUCCCUCUGUUUCUGAACGAUGGCUGCAAGACCAACGUGGAGUUGACAUCACUCACACCAGGUUGCAGAGUGUCCGAGACCGAGCUGACUAAAUUCACUUCGUUCACUCUACGUGUUUUCAAAGACCUUUACAACAAGACCUACGAGUUUGACGUCGCAAAGAUGUCUUACUGGCUCGUACCGUUCGAGCAGUCCGUUCAGCUUGCAGAUACUAACUCUGCCUCCCUUGAACUCAUCGAUUGGACCAUUGUGGACUACGUCUGCAGAAUCGCUAAAGGAUUCCAAUGGACACCCAAAAUCCCUGAAUCGUUCCUGGUAGACAAGUUUUUCAUCGAUCCUGGAGAUGGUGGCCGUCGCUUCUAUUCGUCAAGAGUAGCUCCAGAAUACAAGCCCACAAGCCCUAUCCCAGAAGGUUGUGCAGCUUCGAAAAGACAGACUGAUAUCUUGGACUAUACAGUCAGUCUUUGGAAGAACACUCGCAACAAGAGGAGAUGGAACCUCGACCAACCCGUCCUGGAAGCCAAGAAGAUACUGCACCGACGUAACAUGCUCGCAGAGCCGACAACGAAAGAAGAACAAGACUCGGUCAAAGUUCGAAGCUUCAUCUGUCCUGAGCCUCUCCUCAUAUCUGCGCUUCCCACUCCUGUCGUGACCACCUGUUACAUGUUUCCCGCCAUCAUUCAUCGUAUUGAAGAUUACCUUAUCGCAAAAGGAACGUGUGAAGAGCUUGGUCUGACGAUCGAUCUACCAUUGGCUCUUGAAGCAAUCACCAAAGAUUCCGACAACACAGAAGAAGAUCAGAGUCCUAAACGUAUCAACUUUCAGCGUGGUAUGGGAAAGAACUACGAACGUCUUGAGUUCUUAGGUGACUGCUUCCUGAAAAUGGCAACUUCGAUCUCGACAUUCACGCAAAACCCCAACGACAACGAGUUCGAUUUUCAUGUGAAGCGCAUGCUGCUUCUCUGCAACCAGAAUCUCUUCAAUGCUGCGCGGAAGCUCAAACUCUACGAGAAUAUUCGUAGUGCUUCCUUCUCUCGUCGUACUUGGUAUCCGCAAGGUAUCAAACUCUUGGAGGGCAAAGGCGCCAACAAGAAUGGACAAGAGUCGAUGAAGCACGCACUUGGUGACAAGACCAUUGCAGAUGUGUGCGAAGCACUCAUGGGUGCAGCCUUCCUCACCCACGAUCAGCCUGGCAAGUGGAAGCCGGAGCACUGGCGUGAAGCAGUCAAAGCCGUCACCAUAUUCGUCGACAGCCCUGAUCAUACUAUGAAUGAUUGGUCAGAUUACUCCAGCUCGUAUGAAAAGCCGGCAUACCAAACAGCUGAGGCCAGGGCUGCGAACCUUGAACUUGCCAAGCGGGUCGAGAAGGAGCAUGCGUACCACUUCAAAUAUCCACGUCUGCUCCAGGCUGCCUUUCACCAUCCCUCUUACCCAAAUCUAUGGUCUGCUGGGAUACCAUCGUACCAGCGCCUCGAGUUCUUGGGCGAUUCGCUUCUUGAUAUGACUAGCAUCACUCACCUCUUCUACAACUAUCCUGACAAGGAUCCGCAGUGGCUGACUGAGCACAAGAUGGCAAUGGUUUCGAAUCAGUUUCUUGGAGCACUCUGCGUCCGUCUCGGAUUCUAUAAGCAUCUCCUCUUCAAUCACGACUCGUUGCGUCAACAAAUUGCAAACUAUGUCACUGAUAUCAAGGAUGCAGAAGCCAAUUCACAAGGAGCUAUGGACUACUGGACCACGGUGAAAGAAGGCCCCAAGUGCCUACCCGACAUAGUUGAAGCAUACGUCGGCGCAAUUUUCAUCGAUGCAGAUUUCGACUACAGCGUCGUGCAGCAGUUUUUCGACGAGCACAUGAAGUCAUUCUUCGAUGACAUGGAAAUUUACGACAACUACGCAAACAAUCAUCCCGUGACCCGUUUGCACAACAAGAUGCAGAAAGACUUCGGUUGCCAUGGAUACAACCUGUUCAAUGGCGAGGAGACUGAGGAUGGCAUGCGACCCUUGUUCUGGUCGGGCGUGAUGAUUCACGACUCGGAACCCAUCGGGGUGUGCAAGGCAAAGUCUGCUAGGUAUGCAAACAUUCAUGCGGCGAACAAGGCAGUGGAGGAAUUGGAGGGGUUGGCGCCUUAUGAAUUUCGCGCAAGGUUCGGUUGUGACUGUCGUGAUGAGACCGAUGGCGGCGGCGAGAAUGACGGCACAGCAUGA
Aureobasidium namibiae CBS 147.97 is the source of this 4509-nucleotide messenger RNA. RefSeq lists its product as uncharacterized. NCBI's taxonomy places the organism in Eukaryota, Fungi, Ascomycota, Dothideomycetes, Dothideales, Saccotheciaceae. Gene Ontology annotation, molecular function: RNA binding; ATP binding; ribonuclease III activity. The record is from RefSeq and is a predicted model, not a curated record. Gene Ontology annotation, biological process: siRNA processing. The coding region runs from base 1 to 4509 and encodes 1502 amino acids. Gene Ontology annotation, cellular component: RISC complex; cytoplasm; nucleus. The transcript is spliced from 5 exons.